Messenger RNA from Plectropomus leopardus (leopard coralgrouper), 3030 nucleotides. It is a transcript of the gene cant1b, whose product is annotated as calcium activated nucleotidase 1b. Gene Ontology annotation, biological process: proteoglycan biosynthetic process. NCBI's taxonomy places the organism in Eukaryota, Metazoa, Chordata, Actinopteri, Perciformes, Serranidae. Gene Ontology annotation, molecular function: UDP phosphatase activity; calcium ion binding; GDP phosphatase activity. The record is from RefSeq and is a predicted model, not a curated record.
CUUCAGUUGCCUCAGUCUCCAGACAGGAGGAGCUAACCGCCGACCUGCUAACCAACAGUCCAUCAAACAUGUCCAACCGGUCGGGCUCGAAGACCCUCUGGUCCAGGUUAUAGUGGUCAUCACUCCCAGUCCGACCCUGACAGUGAGGAUGGAGACGAUACUUCCAUGACCUCCUUUGGUGUUGCCGUCCGAGGCCUACCUCUGGCCUUGGCAUCCAUGUCCCAAGCUGCUACCUCAGAUUCGCGCUUCCACCCUAAAUGGCGGGCGAUCACCGUGGCGACCCUGCUGGCUUUAGUGCUCAUGUUAUACCUCCACCGGACAGUGGGGGACAGAGACACUGUCACCAGACGUUACUACCGCAACAGGGUUCACAGUUUGCAGUUGCACAGGGAAGGUGAGGAUGACAUCUUCAGGGACACUAACAGACAAACUGCACAAAGCAUUUCCCAGCACCACCAGAGACGUGAAAUACCUUACAAUGACACAUACCCAUUAACACGACCGGAGAAGACAAGGCACGGUGUUCGCUACCGCAUUGGUGUGGUCGCAGAUCUGGACACAGCGUCUCGUAGCUCUAAGGAUCAGACGUGGUUCAGCUACAUGAAAAAAGGGUACCUGACUGUGUCCGACAGCGCUGACAGAGUGGAGGUGGAGUGGGAUACUGAGACCGUCACACUGGAGAGUCAUCUGUCUGAGAAAGGACGAGGUAUGGAGCUGUCUGAGCUGGUGGCGUUCAACGGUCACCUGUACACUGUGGACGACCGCACAGGGGUGGUGUACAGGUUAGAGGGCAACCAGGCUGUCCCCUGGGUUAUAUUGCCUGACGGGGACGGCUCAGUCUCCAAAGGAUUCAAGGCAGAGUGGCUGGCAGUGAAAGAUGAGCAUCUGUACGUCGGUGGUCUGGGGAAAGAGUGGACCACGACCUCUGGAGAAGUCGUCAACAACCACCCAGAGUGGGUAAAGGUCGUCGGCUACCAUGGUGACGUGCAGCAUCAGAACUGGGUGCCGAACUACAACGCCCUGCGAAACGCAACCGGGAUUCAACCACCAGGCUACCUUAUCCAUGAGUCGGCAGCAUGGAGCGAGCGUCUCCAGCGCUGGUUCUUCCUCCCUCGCCGUGCCAGUCACGAGCGCUACGAGGAGAAUGCAGACGAACGGUGUGCCACCAACCUCCUCCUGUCCUGCCCCGCAGACUUCAGCUACAUCACGGUGCGGCGUGUAGGACCGCUCAACCCAACCCACGGCUUCUCCUCAUUUAAAUUUGUCCCAGACACAGACGAUCAGAUAAUUCUGGCCCUGAAAUCAGAGGAGGACGCAGGCAGGAUUGCCACAUAUAUCAUUGCAUUUACGCUAGACGGUAGGGUGCUGAUGCCUGAGACAAAGAUAGAGGAUGUGAAGUAUGAAGGGCUGGAGUUUAUCUGAGGAUAACUCUGAAAAUACACAUGUUCCUGGAGGCUCUAUCUGCAGGGGUCCUCUACAGUUUAGACUGUAUUUGUACAACACUGUUGUUUAAGUCCUUAGUGUUACAUUCCCCUCUCAGUUCUACUGUGCAAUAAUCUUGUAUGACCCAAAACUAUAUAUUUUGUAAUUCUAUUGUUUGAUAAUUGAGCGGAGCAAAAGAAAACGGCAGGAGAAAUCUGCACCACCACCAAGGCUAUGAGGUAUCGCCAACAACUGACCAGUUUGUAUGGAAAUGGUUUAGGUGGCCCAUCUGUGACUGACUACAUACACCUGUCACGAAGAAAUGGUCACUAGCAGGUCACCACCCAAUAAGAAUUUUAAUGCUUUUAUAAUUAGACACUACUGAUAUUCCAGAGACGCCGGGGUUAAAAAAAUAUUUAUAUAUAAGUGGCAGUUAUUUUAUCAAACACCAGGGGCCAGAUGCAUUAAACUCUGUAGAUUUACAACUAAAACUGUGUGUAUACACAAAGGCAGAAAUAUGCAUAUGCAUUCUUUUCAUCAGAUUUUUAAAGCCUUAGCUUUAGUCUGUUUCAUAAAUCUCAAUCAUUGUGGCGCUAGUCGCACAAGCACAAGCCUCAUUCCCACAACCAUAAUUUGGAUGUAGAAAUGCACAUUUGUGUAUUGAUACUUGUGCUCUUUCACCAUUUAUAAGACCAGUUCAUUAAAAAUACGAUAAAGAAAGUGCAAUUUCACAAACUGUUUUGCAUUGGCGGGGCUCUCAAACCAAUUAGCUGUCACAGCACAUGUCUGUUGAUAUUUGUAUCAUCUUUAUUGCCAAUUGGUAAAAUCAUUCUCAUCAUCAGACAUCAGGUGGACAAUCAGUGCUUCCUUCACAGCGGCGCUCAUGCUGAAACUGACUUUACAAAGUGCUUCACGGGCUAAAAUUAAACAAUCAUUAACAGGGAUAUUAUUGUAAAUAAAAUAAUGAUGAAAUUCAUCACUCAAAUAACAUCAAAUUAUAUUUAUAAAUGUGCCUUUGAUUGACAUUUUAUCGAGAGGUGUUAUGACCGCAUAAGUAAUAAUCAGUGGUUUUGAUUAACGACCUAAAAAAAACACAAUCUGUCUCUAAUGUUUAAUCUCAUCUUUAUCAUUUCACGUGCUACCAUCUCAGCUAAAACCGUUUGUCCGCCUGGUCUGAAGACUGUGCGGCGCUCUUACUGUCAUCGCAUAUUCCUUCUUUAAAAAUACCAGUUAGUGUGUAGGAAAAGCUAAACGCAUGGUUUUUUGUGUACAUGGUUUAUGCAUCUCGCCCCAGGUAAUGUGGAUCUUUUCUCCUGCUGCCAAACUCUGCUGGUCAGACACUCAGGGGAACAAACCGGAUAACAUAUUUUAAAGAAAAGAAACGAAUGUUCUUAAAUUACUUGAAAUAUUAAAUUAACUCAUUGCUUUGUGUUUUUUCUUCCUGUUUAGACACACUGAAGUCUGUUACUACAAUUCUGUUGAUGUUACAGGUGGAGUUAUUUGAUGCAUUUCUACUUCUGAUUCAUAAACUACAUGUGAUACGUUUUUUUCUGAACAGUCCACAAAUGGUUCUCAGACAUUAAUAAACUGAAUAUUAUUAGCUUCUAA